GAGCCUGCAGGGGGAGCCGCCUCCCCGCCACAGCCGGGCCGGCCAUGGGCAGCCGCCUGCGGCUCUGCGGGGCCGCCCUGGCCAUGGCGGGCGGCGCGGCCCUGGCGGCCUGGGCGUGGGCCCGCCUGAGGGGCCGGGGGGCAGGGCGGGGGGAGCCCCCCGCACCGAGGCUUGGUCCCGUCCCUUCCAUCGGUGUCGCCCCGCAGGGGAAGCGGCAGGGCAGGCAGAUCCUGGUGCUGGGGCUGGAUGGCGCGGGGAAGAGCAGCCUGCUGCAGGCGCUGGCCACUAACCAGGCGAAGCGCAGCCUGGCGCCCACCGAGGGCUUCAACGCCGUCUGCAUCGCCACCGAGGAGUCGCAGAUGGAGUUCCUGGAGAUUGGGGGCAGUGAAUCUCUGCGUUCAUACUGGAAGAUGUACCUGCCCCAAGUGCUGCUGCUGAUCUACGUCGUGGACUCAGCUGAUCAUGCUCGGCUGCCUGUGGCGAAACAGCUGCUUCAUCAACUGGUCGAGAACAACUCCACCCUGCCCGUGGUGGUUCUGGCCCACAAGCAGGACCUCGAAGGUGCAUACUGCAUCACAGAUAUCCACGAUGCUCUGGCACUGUCUGAUAUCGGGGACAAGAGGAAGAUGUUCUUGAUCGGUACCCACGUGGCAGAGGAUGGCUCAGAGAUCUCCUCCAGCAUGAAGGAUGCCAAGGAGCUGAUAGCAGAGCUGUUUUUGGAAAUGCAGUGACUUUUCCUUCAACACAAUUCUUGCAGUUGUGGAAGAUGAGGUGUUAGUACGUGGUCGGUUCGCCACGUGGCAGCUGAAAUGUAGAAGUACCUUUUCCUUGUGGGUGUGGAAUUCCUCUGAAAACGAUAUCUAGUUGGUAAGAAAAUCUAUUUCAUAGUGUUUUUAAAAUACCUUUGGAAAAUAAUGUAUUUGUAGCCUAUUUGUAGGGGAAAGUGAAACUCUCAGACAGCAGAGUUAGGGGUAUGUAUAGCUUAGGCUGAGACGGCCGCUUGCCAGGUUGGAAUUAACCAUCGGCUUUAAUGAACCAAAGUUGUAUUCAGUGAAUUUAAACUAGCCUGAAGUCUCAGGUUUAAAUUGAAUUAUGUUUACUUCAUAGGUAAUGGAUUUUACAGCAACUCUGUUAGUCGAGUUGUUCUGUUAAAAAUGAGACCACCUCUUGAGAGUGCCAGAAAUGUAAAAUCCUGUGACAGAACUGCAUUUUUGACAGUGACAAUCUCUGUUUUUGCUCUAUAGGAGCUGCCUUUUAGGGGAGUGACAAAUUGGUAAUUUCUGGAAAUUGGGCUUGUUUACAGCUUCUUUAGUGGAUAAGAAAGACGAGAAAAUUAAAGCAAUAAGACAUUAAAAUUUUCUUUGCUUACGGGGGAAAAAAAAAAACCACAAAACAGUGCAAUUUAAGGUCGUGAUUGAAAGCAUUUAAGUUAGGUUGGCAUCAGAGGUUGGGGGAAUCCAUCAGUUUGAGUGACUUAUUUUGGUUUAGUCCAGAUUGUGCUUGAGCAAGCAGUGUCAUGGGUGAAAAAUUCAUUGCUUUUGGGAAGUGAUUUCUGUUAGCACAGCAGAUAAGGAAGAUGAGUUGGAAAGGAGCGUUACUUUCUCAGUGUCAGUGUCCUUGUAAUUACACUCCAAACAAGUGAUUCAGGUUCCAGGCAGUACUGCAAAAGACACGUUUUAUAACCAAAUGUAUUGUACAAGUUUUUUCUAGUUUUGUCCUUUGUAACAGAUGCAUAAAUCAGAAAAUUUUACUCUUAA
Molecule: messenger RNA, 1757 nt
Organism: Anas platyrhynchos (mallard)
Lineage: Eukaryota; Metazoa; Chordata; Aves; Anseriformes; Anatidae
Gene: ARL9
Product: ARF like GTPase 9
Molecular function (GO): GTP binding; GTPase activity
Source: RefSeq, a predicted model, not a curated record